Messenger RNA from Eublepharis macularius, 3067 nucleotides. It is a transcript of the gene HYOU1, whose product is annotated as hypoxia up-regulated 1. The coding region runs from base 121 to 3051 and encodes 976 amino acids. The transcript is spliced from 24 exons. Gene Ontology annotation, cellular component: endoplasmic reticulum chaperone complex. The record is from RefSeq and is a predicted model, not a curated record. Gene Ontology annotation, biological process: endoplasmic reticulum unfolded protein response; cellular response to hypoxia; negative regulation of hypoxia-induced intrinsic apoptotic signaling pathway. Gene Ontology annotation, molecular function: ATP-dependent protein folding chaperone; ATP binding. Lineage: Eukaryota; Metazoa; Chordata; Lepidosauria; Squamata; Eublepharidae.
GCGCGGAAGGGCGCAGAGACGCCGGCCGGCCUCUCGCUCGCCCGCCGCUCUUCGCCCAGCCACGCUCGCCCGCCCGCCCGGCGCUGCGCUCCCUCCGGCUCUCCCGUGGACGGCGGCAGGAUGGCCCGCUGGCCCCUCGCGGCCCUCGCGCUGCUGCUGCUGCUGGCCGGCCUGGCCCCCCGCUCAGACGCGCUGGCCGUGAUGUCGGUGGACCUGGGCAGCGAGUCCCUGAAGAUCGCCCUCGUCAAGCCCGGCGUCCCCAUGGAGAUCGUCCUGAACAAGGAAUCUCGCAGGAAAACCCCCGUGGCCGUGGCCUUGAAGGAGAACGAGCGCCUCUUUGGUGACAGCGCCCUGGGAGUGUCCAUAAAGACCCCCAAAGCGGCCUUCCGGUAUUUCCAGGAUCUUCUGGGCAAGCACAUGGGCAACCCCCAGGUGGCGCUGUACCAGUCGCGGUUUCCAGAGCACGAGUUGGUGAAGGAUGCCCGGAGGCAAACGGUCACCUUCAAGAUGUCAGACACAAUCCAGUAUUCUCCGGAGGAGAUCCUCGGCAUGAUCCUAAACUACUCUCGCUCACUGGCAGAGGAUUUUGCAGAACAGCCCGUCAAGGAUGUUGUGGUCACGGUUCCUGCCUUCUUCAACCAGGCAGAGAGGAGAGCCGUCCUGCAUGCAGCAAAAAUGGCUGAUCUCAAGGUUUUGCAGCUCAUCAGCGAUAACACUGCUGUGGCUCUGAACUAUGGCGUAUUUCGGAGGAAGGACAUCAAUGCUACAGCCCAGAACAUCAUGUUUUAUGAUAUGGGCGCAGGCAGCACCGUGUGCACCAUUGUGACCUACCAAACGGUGAAAACGAAGGAGUCGGGCGCCCAGCCUCAGCUGCAGAUCCAGGGGGUCGGAUUUGACCGCACGUUAGGAGGGCUGGAGAUGGAGCUGCGCCUCCGGGGCUAUCUGGCCAAGCACUUCAACAAGCAGCACCCCACCAAGGAUGUCCGGCAAAACCUCCGGGCCAUGGCCAAGCUGUUGAAGGAAGCCAAUCGCCUGAAGACCAUACUUAGUGCCAAUGCUGACCAUGUGGCCCAGGUUGAGGGUCUGCUGGAUGACAUUGACUUCAAGGCCAAGGUUUCGCGGCAGGAGUUUGAGGAGCUGUGCUCUGACUUGUUCCAGCGGGUUGCAGCGCCUGUGCAUCAGGCACUCGAUAGUGCUGGGAUCAGUCUGAAAGAAAUUGACCAAGUGAUCCUAGUUGGAGGUGCCACUCGAGUCCCAAAAGUCCAAGAAAUUCUGCUAAAAGUUGUUGGCAAGGAUGAGCUGGGGAAGAACAUCAAUGCGGAUGAAGCAGCUGCCAUGGGAGCCGUCUACCAGGCAGCUGCACUGAGCAAGGCCUUCAAAGUGAAGCCGUUCCUCAUCCGGGAUGCUGCUGUUUUCCCCAUCCAGGUCGAGUUCACCCGUGAAGUGGAAGAAGAGGAUAAAUCCAGGAGCCUGAAACACAAUCGGCGGAUUCUGUUCCAGCGUAUGGCUCCCUACCCUCAGCGCAAGGUCAUCACUUUCAACCGCUACACAGAUGACUUUGAGUUCCACGUCAACUACGCAGACAUGGACUUCCUGAGCGAGAGUGACCUGCGGAGAUUCGGGUCCUUGAAUCUGACCACAGUGAGACUGCGAGGCGUGGGCGAGAGCUUCCGGAAGCACGUGGACUACGAGUCCAAAGGCAUCAAGGCACAUUUCAACAUGGACGAGAGCGGAGUGCUGAGCCUGGACCGUGUGGAAUCUGUGUUUGAGACCGUGAUGGAGGACAAGCCAGAGGAGGAGUCCACACUUACAAAGCUUGGAAACACCAUCUCCAGCCUGUUUGGAGGAGGCAGUGCUAUUCCAGAAGCCUCAGAAAACCUGACGGAGACUGUUCAGGAGGAAGAGGAGAGCCAGACAGAAGCGGGGAAGGAGGACGAAAGGGAUGCUGCCGGGGCUGCCAGUGAGGAGGAGGUGCAGCAGCAGGCGCCCUCCCCACCCCCCAGUCAGGAGAAAACGGCUGGAGAGGCUUCUGCGGGGGAGGACAGGCGAGAGGGCGCGGGGGAGGAGGCGCCAGACUCCCAGGACGCCAAUGGGAAGCCGGGAUCUGGGAAAGCAGAGGAACCUACCCAGAGUCCUGGGGGCGACAGUGUCAAAGCACCGGAGGAAGAAGAGGAGAAAAAAUCAAAGCCUCCAAAGAAACAGAAGCUGGUGGAGGAGAUCGCAGUGGAGCUAGAUGUGAAUGACAUACUCGACCUCCUGCCAGAAGAACUGCAGGACUCGGUCAAGAAGUUGCAAGACCUGACUGCCAGAGACCUGGAGAAGCAGGAGAGGGAGAGGUCAGCCAACAGCUUGGAGGCCUUCACCUUUGAGACCCAGGACAAGCUCUAUCAGGAGGAGUACCAGCUUGUUUCAUCUGACGAAGAGAGAGAAGAGAUUCUCAGGAAGCUCAGGGAGGCCUCGAGCUGGAUGGAAGAAGAAGGCUACGCUGCCACGACGAAGGAAUUGAAGGAGAGGCUCUUUGAGCUGAAGAAAUUGUGCCGGGGCCUUUUCUUCCGUGUGGAGGAGAGACAGAAGUGGCCGGACCACCUGGCUGCCCUGGAAAGUUUGCUCAAUCAUUCCAGCAUCUUCCUCAAGGGAGCACGAAUGAUCCCAGAGGCUGAUCAGAUAUUCACAGAGGUGGAGCUGAGCACCCUGGAAGCAGCUAUAAACGCAACAGCGUUGUGGAAGAAUGACACGCUGGCCGAGCAGAGCAAGCUGCCACCCACAGAGAAGCCAGUCUUGCUUUCCAAAGACAUUGAGCUGAAGAUGGCCGCCCUGGACAGAGAAGUCCAGUACCUCCUCAACAAGGCCAAGUUUGCCAAACCCAAACCCAAGAAGAAGGAGAAUGCCACUAAAACAGAAGCAGAUAAACCAAACAAUGCCAGCCCAGUCAAAGAGCCACCCACCCAGGAGAGCUCCAUAUUGGAUGAUGAAUCAAGACCAGACGCAGACCAACAAACAGAAAAGAAUUCAGAAGCAAAAGAAGACACCAGAACAAAUGAUGAAUUAUAACAGUUCUGAAAUCUUG